Messenger RNA from Trichomycterus rosablanca, 3425 nucleotides. It is a transcript of the gene mat1a, whose product is annotated as methionine adenosyltransferase 1A. Gene Ontology annotation, molecular function: ATP binding; methionine adenosyltransferase activity. Gene Ontology annotation, cellular component: cytosol. Gene Ontology annotation, biological process: S-adenosylmethionine biosynthetic process. The record is from RefSeq and is a predicted model, not a curated record. The transcript is spliced from 10 exons. Lineage: Eukaryota; Metazoa; Chordata; Actinopteri; Siluriformes; Trichomycteridae. The coding region runs from base 990 to 2159 and encodes 389 amino acids.
GUUUUCUUACCAAAAUAAGGAUACUAGAAACUAGUAGGAGCCAUUUGAACUGUGGUCUCAAUAUGACUCAGUGUAACAUAAUUAAUGCUAAAUAUACACCUUUCCAGUUUGGUCAUUUCAGUCUGAUUUAUCAUCAAACAAAGCUGUUCAAAUUACAGGUUGCGUAUCAAAGCUCUACUACUACUAACUACCACUACUAUGACUUCUACUAGUGCUACUACAUUACAAAGUGAGCAUUCUGACAGACUUCACCAAGAACACAAUGUGCUAAAGAAAGUGAAAAACAUGUAGACAGUGUUGAUUGAAAUGAUUCAGAUGCCCCAUGACCAGGGUUGCCAGAAGUGCAAGAGUUCACCUGCCACCAGGUGUGGGACAGUGGUUGACCGUGUCUCUCUCUCUCUCUCUCUCUCUCUCUCUCACACACACACGCACACACACACACACACACAAAUUUUUGUUCUUACUGCUUACAUUUAGUGUUAUUACUGUCACUGUAAAUAUUGUUUUCAUUAUUGUUUAUUGUUACAUUGUUGUUACUUAAAUUUGUAUAUGUAUGUCUGUAACUUUUUUCAUAUAUUGUACAUUUUCUAUUGUUUAUUAUUUUAUUAUCUUUUUGUCAUGCCAAUAAAGCUAAGUUUGUUACUCUCUGGCAAUAGUUUUCACACUACACUGAACCUCCGGUCGGCAAGGGGUUAACAAAGUGUUACUAAAACUCUAAAUCCCCUCCCUCCAACAACUCCCCCUGGAAUAUUCAACCCCACUGGUGCACAUGAUGCGUAUGUAUGUGUGCAUGUGUGUGAUUUCUCCUGGCUUUAUAAAGGAGCAUGCUUAGUUAGAGAUCAGUGAUCUGACUUUAAAUCUCUCUCUCUCUUUGGUCUAUUUUGCUCAGAGAUCCUGAGACAUAUAAAAACUGUAUUUUUGCCCCACUUGCUGCAUUUGGAAGUUUCCAUAAGGUUUAUUUCAGAGCUCUGAAGAGAAAGCCUGCAAACAUGGAAUCGCAUGACUUCAUGGAUGAUGGAUCCUUCAUGUUUACAUCAGAGUCAGUGGGAGAAGGGCAUCCAGACAAGAUCUGUGACCAGAUCAGUGAUGCUGUCCUUGAUGCACAUUUGAAGCAGGACCCUGAUGCUAAGGUGGCUUGUGAAACUGUCUGUAAGACUGGUAUGGUGCUUCUGUGUGGUGAGAUUACAUCCAAGGCCAAUGUAGACUACCAGAAAGUUGUGAGGGACACCAUUAAACACAUCGGUUAUGAUAAUUCUGAUAAAGGUUUUGACUAUAAGACUUGCAAUGUACUGGUGGCUUUGGAGCAACAGUCUCCUGACAUUGCACAGGGUGUCCACGUUGAUCGCCAUGAAGAGGACAUUGGAGCUGGAGACCAGGGUCUUAUGUUUGGUUAUGCCACCGAUGAGACAGAGGAGUGUAUGCCUUUAACCAUUGUCCUUGCCCACAAACUGAAUGCCAAGAUGGCUGAACUGCGACGUGAUGGUACCAUUCCUUGGUUACGGCCAGAUUCCAAAACACAGGUGACUGUACACUACAAGCAGGAGAAAGGAGCUGUGAUUCCUUUGCGUGUUCACACUGUGGUGAUUUCAGUUCAGCAUGAUGAUCUUAUCUCAUUGGAAGAGCAAAAGAACAUUCUGAAAGAGAAGGUCAUCAAGGCUGUGGUGCCAGCCAAGUACAUUGACGAUAAAACAGUAUACCAUCUACAGCCCAGUGGCCGAUUUGUCAUUGGAGGACCUCAGGGAGAUGCUGGAGUCACUGGAAGGAAGAUUAUAGUGGAUACCUACGGAGGAUGGGGUGCUCAUGGUGGAGGAGCCUUCUCUGGAAAGGACUACACCAAAGUGGAUCGUUCUGCAGCUUAUGCUGCCCGCUGGGUAGCUAAGUCUCUGGUCAAGGCCAAACUUUGCAAAAGAGUGCUAGUACAGGUUUCGUAUGCUAUUGGAGUGGCGCACCCCCUAUCUAUCUCCCUCUUUACCUACAGCUCAUCUGACAUGACAGAGAAGGAACUGCUUCAGAUUGUCAACAAGAACUUUGACCUAAGGCCAGGUGUCAUUGUUAGAGACCUGAAUCUGAAGAGGCCGAUCUACCAGAGCACUGCCUGCUAUGGCCACUUUGGCCGACCUAACUUCUCCUGGGAGGUGCCGAAGGUGCUGAGAUAUUAAUCUGAGCAAACCAGAAAAGGUGCUUUCAUAAGACAACAAAAAAAAAAAAAAAUAGAAAGUCAGAUAAAGCUUAUUAAUUCCCCCUUUCCCUCGUCAUCUUUAACAGCUGGGUGCAUUUGUGUUUCUCUAAAGUGAAAGUAAAACAUAUUAUUUAGAAUGAAUGGAAACUAAUGCUUUGUAGAAGUCUGUUAUUAAGAGUGUACUCUAUACACAGAAUAUUUUAAAGGUCUGCUGUAAAUGUACUGUUUUUGUUCAAAUGUCUAAUCCUGAAAUAAUGCUGGAAUGAAUGUUUAAAAAUUAUUUUAUUUUCAUUGUUGUUAGCCAGAUAUACCAAAGCAUAGCUACCCCUGUGCUUGCAUUUACUAUAUGGAAGGUGUGUUUGUUUGUAUGACCAGCUCUAAUUUAGAGCCUUUGAUAACUCAGCUGCCUAAUUUGUCUUAAGUCUUAGCAAUAUGUACAGCAGAGGCUUCACUCAGGUAUCAUGAACUAACUCACCAUGUCAGACCUGCUAGAGUUACAGGCAUACAAUGUAGAGCUUUUCAUCAUAAUCUGUUACAAAUAGUCCAGCAGAGUUAAUAUAUUUUCUCUUGGUUGUCAGCAUCUUAUAACAGUUAAUUUAUACAUAGCCAGCUGUAGUUCUGUUGUCUUGUGAUGUCAUCACCACCACACAAUCAAUCUACUUCUCAUUAAUAAGAGCUAUGCACAUCAUUUAUUAUGCUUGAUAGCAUUAACAAGCAUUACACUACUUUGUCCAUACAGUGUAAUUCUAUUUUAUGAUACUUCUGAUUGUCCUUCUGUCCUAUAGGUUGUAAGUUAUGUCUUGCUAAAAUGUAUUUAUGUACAUGAAUAAACUAGUGGACCACUGAGAGCUUUACAUUGCAGCUGGCAUAUAGAGAAAAUAAUAAAUCAUGUUGCCUUAAUUGAAUAGUUUGAAGUUUAAAAUGAGCUUUUUAUACCAUGGCAUGGCUGUGGCAUUAAAAUAGUCUUAACAGCAGUGUCAGUGUUGUACACUGCACCUAGUGGUAAAAUUAUGCCUGCCUGUUUAAAUGUACAGAUCCACUGUGGGACAAAAUUAUGGGUAUGUGCGUUUGUGUGUAUCAGCUAAAACCCCAGUCAUGCUAAAAGGUGCUAGUGUUGUGUGUUCAGCAUUCAGUCUUUUCUGUCUUUAUCAGACAAGCUCUGUGCAAAUGUGACCUCUGUCUUAAAGAUUUGUAAUUUCAUGUGUAAAUAAUUUUAAAUAAUUAUUAAUAAACAGUUCAAGAAAAA